This is a messenger RNA of Acipenser ruthenus (sterlet), 3158 nucleotides long. RefSeq names its product prostacyclin synthase-like. The coding region runs from base 131 to 1663 and encodes 510 amino acids. Gene Ontology annotation, molecular function: heme binding; oxidoreductase activity, acting on paired donors, with incorporation or reduction of molecular oxygen; iron ion binding. Gene Ontology annotation, biological process: prostaglandin biosynthetic process. The transcript has 10 exons. NCBI's taxonomy places the organism in Eukaryota, Metazoa, Chordata, Actinopteri, Acipenseriformes, Acipenseridae. The record is from RefSeq and is a predicted model, not a curated record.
GCGGAAAUAGUCACUCACCCCCAAGACUGCUUUACAUUUUAGCUUUGAGUUCAAGAACACCGACAAGAUUUAAAGCCAAGCGGUCGAAACAGGAAUAUAUAUAUAAAUACAUUUCAGACUAAAGGAAAUAAUGAUCUGGACCGUGCUUUUAAUUUUGCCAUUACCUUUAAUUCUCAUUUUAAUCUUCAGAGGUAGAACGAGAUUAGUGAAGGAGCCACCUUUAGAUAAAGGCUGUAUACCAUGGCUUGGGCAUGCCUUAGAGUUUGGAAAAGAUGCUGCUAAAUUUUUAAGUCGGAUGAAGAGCAAACAUGGAGACAUCUUCACGGUGCGUGUGGCUGGACGAUAUGUUACUGUCCUCCUUGAUCCCAAAUCCUACGAUGCGGUUGUUAGGGAGUCCAGUUCCAAAUUCAACUUCAGUAAAUACGCUUGUCUGCUAAUGGAGAGAAUAUUCAAUCUGACGCUACCCGACUAUGAGCCCAACACAGAGAAGGCUAUGAUGAAGCUACACUUCCAGGGUAAGCCCCUGCACAGUCUGAGCACAAUGAUGCAGUCAAACCUCGACACUGUGCUACUGCCAGAGAGCAACGACCUGAGGAGGACGUGGAGGCAAGACGGGCUCUUUAACUUCUGCUACAGCGCUCUGUUCAGAGCUGGAUACCUCACUCUGUACGGCAAUGAAUCAGAGCAGGGUGGCGACCAGGCAGAGAAAUCCAGAGACAGGAGCCAGUCUGCAGACAUCUACCGAGAGUUCAGGAAGUUCGACAAGCUCCUCAUGAAAAUUGCACGAACCACCUUGACAUCUGCGGAGAAGAAGGAAGCCCAGGGUGUAAAGGAGAUCCUCUGGGAGCUGCUGUCCACAAUGAAACUCGUCAGCAAGCUGAACAGGAGCUCCUGGCUGGAGAGUUACCGGCGCCACCUGGUGGAGAAAGGACUCGAUGAGGAAAUGCAGAGCCGAGCCAUGCUGUUGCAGCUUUGGGCAACACAGGGGAAUGCUGGCCCUGCUGCGUUCUGGUUGCUUAUGUUCCUGUUGAAGAACCCUGAAGCCAUGUCAGCCUUGAAGAAUGAGUUUAAUAAAAUCCUGCAGCGGUCAAAAGAGCAGGGACAGCAUCUGCAUCCUCCACUGCACAGCGUUACCCAAGAAAUGCUGGCUAACACUCCAGUUUUCGACAGCAUGUUGUGCGAGACCCUGCGGUUGACGGCAGCCCCUUUUAUAACCAGAGAAGUCCUUCAGGACAUGCCGCUGCGCCUUGCUGAUGGCAGGCAAUAUAACAUAAGGAAGGGGGACCGCAUCUGCCUCUUCCCCUAUCUGAGCCCCCAGAUGGACCCCGAAAUCCACCAAGAGCCCCAGAAAUUUAAAUACGAUAGAUUUCUCAACCCCGAUGGAACGGAGAAGAAAGACUUCUAUAAAGAUGGGUCAAAGCUGAAGUACUACAACAUGCCGUGGGGAGCAGGCAGUCACAUGUGCGUGGGAAGGUUCUUCGCAAUCAAUAGCAUCAAACAGUUCCUGUUCAUGGUCCUCACCUCCUUCGAGUUGGAGUUGUGUGAUCCAGAAGCUGCAAUCCCUGACAUUGAUGUGAGCCGCUAUGGAUUCGGAAUGCUUCAGCCAAAGGGAGACGUUGAGAUUCAGUACAGACUGAGAGACUUCGGAGACAGUACUGCCUAGAGACAGUCCAGAGAGCGUCCUGCAUGUUUUCUAUAUGUUGGUGCUGUGCAUGGGACCCUAGUCAUACCUGAUUUAGUUUCUAACAGGUCCUCCAUCACAAUGUAUUAAAGCAUAGUGAUUAUUAAUAACUUGUGUAAGACAUUAUAAAGUAAGUCAUGGACCUGUAAUCGUAUUUUAAAAAUAGUCUUUCUUUUACACUUGUGGGUCUGCUCUCAGGACUUGGACGCUAACAUUGAGUAUCAUUGCCAGGCUAGAGUCUUAAUAAAGAUAUAUGUGCACCCACAAGCCAGUAGAAAAUCUAUUGUACCAUGUCGGGCGUCCUGUUUUGUGUAGAUGUAUUUUAACAAUGUAACUUGCUUGAUCAAAACAGGACACACUGCAUUUUAAGCAUACAAUUGAAGGUAACACAUAUUUUUUAGAACAGCCUUUGGAAAGCAGACCCUAAGACUUCUUGAAUGUGGUAUUUGUAAAGUAUUUUCAGAUUUUAUAUUUUAAUAAUUUAUUUUUUUAUACCCUAAUGUUUGUCAUACCUGUUUUGUACAUAUCUGUUACCCUUUUAGUACUGUUGAUUUGUAAAGCACACUAAAUACAUGAAUGUAAAAAUGAUUAAACCUGCACUCCAGGAGAUGUGGUCUCUAACUCAUAGAAUCCAAUUAGAUUUAGUCGCUUCUCUUUUUUUAAAUGUUCCCUCUGUGUUUCUAUCUAUUUAUAACAUGUUAUUUUUCAAUCCAAUCUCUGCAAACUCUUUUAUGUCUGAUAUGAAUGGGGGGAAAUGUUGAGAGCACUGUGGCUAAGGUUUUUUUUUUUAUUUUGUUUUCUGGAUGUUAAGAUGAGGGAACGCACAGCCACUUUGUUCGCUGGAACUUGGUUUCAGGAGACUGCAUGGCACACCUGGAAAGUGUUUGAUACAGCAAAGUUGCCUCAAACUAGGUCUCCCAGUCUCGUGGCUUUGUGCUCCCUCAGCUUGAGAGAAAGCACUCGUGGCAACAUAUAGAUUCCAAGGGGAAAUCAGAAAUCUGUAGUAGCUGAGAUGAUAGCAUGUAUUGCAGUUUGAGAAACAGCACUGCAGACUGAUUGCUUACACAUAUGUACAUAACUAUUACAUUGUAAGAAAGAUGAUUUCUAAUGGGUUUUAUACAUUUAUAAGGACUAUAGGGCUAUAUUUUCAAAGCGUUUACUGCAGUCUUUAGUUAACUUCUAUUUUUUGAAUGUACGACAGUAAUGUACAAAACUGAGAAACAAUUGAAGAAUGCUUGAGACCAUCAACUACAUUCCUUAUUUGUUUGCUAGUAGUUUUGUAAAGUCAGUUGGUAUUUGUUCUCCUUUCAAAAAUAGGCACCACUGAUGUGAAAUGACUCAGGAAGUGAAACAGCAGCAGAUUUUGUGGAAGGGAAGGCAAGCAAACUGAGAACUUUUACUUGGUGUAGUACCAGGUGUUUUAAAAUGCAUUUGUAUUUGCUUGCGAUUGUAAGUCGCCCUGGAUAAGGGCGUCUGC